AUGAGCGUGAGCAAUACUAUUUACGGUGUUGCUUUCCGUUCUUUAAGCACAUCUGAUGAGCAGCUUUAUAGGAAGACAGCUAGAUUUUACCAUUCGUUGGGGUUCCAAACGGUGAAGUUGUACGACAACUUUAAGAACCACGACGAUUCGCAUUUGAUUGUUGGUACUUCGAAGAAUUCUGUGAAGGAAUGCUGGUUGGAGUCGUUCAAGCUAUCGCAAGUUGAUGCUGAGGGAUUUAGAGUUCCACAGCAGGAGGCAUCGAACCAGGAUCAGAGUGAUGGUGUGAUGAUUAAGUUGAGAAUGGUUGAGAGCGAGCCAGCUGUUCAAAAGGCGGAUGUGAUUGUGUACUACACGGUGAGUUUGGAGGAAGUGGCCAAGUUUGGUGAGUCUUUGGAUGCGCACACGGUGAAGUUGGUGGACCCAUUGGGCAACACUAUCUUGGUAACUGACGAGGUUAGCGGGAAGAAGCUCAAUGCGGCUGAAUUCAUCGAGCCAAAGGACACGUCUGAUGAGCACAAGAUCACGAUUGACUUGGGAGACAAGGAUCAGAAGAAAAAGAAGAUCGCCGUUAUGACAUCCGGUGGUGACUCUCAAGGUAUGAAUGCUGCAGUUCGUGCAGUUGUAAGGACCGGUAUCUACUACGGGUGUGAUGUUUAUGCAGUUUACGAAGGUUACGAAGGUUUGGUUAAAGGUGGUGAUUUAUUGAAGAAGAUGGAAUGGCAAGAUGUCCGUGGAUGGCUAAGCGAGGGUGGUACUUUGAUCGGUACUGCUCGUAGUAAAGAGUUCAGAGAAAGAUGGGGUCGUAAGCAAGCUGCUGCUAACCUAAUAGAACAAGGUAUCGAUGCCUUGGUCGUGGUUGGUGGUGAUGGUUCCUUAACUGGUGCCGACUUGUUCAGAUCGGAAUGGCCAUCUUUGGUCGAUGAAUUAGUCAAGGAGGGUAAAUUUACCAAGGAACAGGUCGCCCCCUACCACAACUUGACCAUCGUUGGUAUGGUCGGUUCCAUUGACAACGAUAUGUCUGGUACCGAUUCCACCAUUGGUGCUUACUCUGCAUUGGAAAGAAUUUGUGAAAUGGUGGAUUACAUCGACGCCACCGCCAAGUCCCACUCAAGAGCUUUCGUCGUCGAAGUUAUGGGUAGACACUGUGGUUGGUUAGGUUUGAUGUCCGGUAUCGCUACUGCAGCCGACUACAUCUUUAUCCCAGAAAGAGCUGCUCCACACGGCAAAUGGCAAGACGAGUUGAAGCGUGUUUGCCAAAGACAUAGAGAAAAGGGCCGUAGAAACAACACUGUUAUCGUUGCUGAAGGUGCUGUCGAUGACCAAUUGAACCCAAUUACAGCCGAACAGAUUAAGGAUGUCUUGGUUGAGCUAGGUUUGGAUACCAAGAUUACCACUUUGGGUCACGUGCAAAGAGGUGGUACCGCAGUGGCUCACGACAGAUGGUUGGCUACCAUGCAAGGUGCCGAUGCUGUUAAGGCCAUCUUGGAAAUGACCCCAGAGACUCCUUCCCCAUUGAUCGGUAUCUUGGAAAACAAGGUUAUCAGAAUGCCAUUGGUGGAAUCUGUUAAGCUAACUAAGGAAGUCGCCACGGCCAUUGAAGCCAAGGAUUUCGACAAGGCCAUUUCCUUGCGUGACACAGAAUUCAUUGAAUUAUACGACAACUUCAUCUCUACCACAGUUAACGAUGACGGUUCUCAAUUGCUACCAGAGGGUGAAAGAUUAAACAUUGCUAUCGUCCACGUCGGUGCUCCAUCUGCUGCCUUGAACGCUGCUACCAGAGCCGCCACUUUGUACUGUCUUGCUCACGGUCACAAGCCAUAUGCUAUCAUGAACGGUUUCAGUGGUCUAAUACAAACUGGUCAAGUCAAGGAACUUUCAUGGAUCGAUGUUGAAGACUGGCACAACCUAGGUGGUUCUGAAAUCGGUACCAACAGAUCUGUCGCCGCUGAAGACAUGGGUACAAUUGCUUACUACUUCCAAAAGCAUAAGUUCGAUGGUAUCAUCAUCAUGGGUGGUUUCGAAGGUUUCAAGUCUUUGAAGCAACUAAGAGAUGGUCGUGAAGAAUACCCAAUUUUCAACAUUCCAAUGUGUCUGAUCCCAGCCACUGUUUCCAACAACGUUCCAGGUACUGAAUACUCCUUAGGUGCAGACACAUGUUUGAACGCAUUGGUGAAGUACACUGACGCUAUCAAGCAAUCUGCUGCAGCUUCUAGACGUAGAGUUUUCGUUGUCGAAGUCCAAGGUGGUCACUCUGGUUACGUUGCAUCUUUCACCGGUUUGGUCACCGGUGCUGUUUCUGUGUACACCCCAGAAAAGAAGAUUGACUUGCAAUCCAUCAAGGAGGAUUUGGCUCUCUUGAAGGAAAGUUUCAGAAACGACCAAGGUGAAACCAGAAACGGUAAGAUCUUGAUUAGAAACGAAAUGGCAUCCACUGUCUACACCACGGAACUACUAGCAGACCUAAUCACUGAACAAUCUAACAACAGAUUCGCCGUCAAGACUGCUAUCCCAGGUCACGUUCAACAAGGUGGUUUCCCAUCCUCCAAGGACCGUGUUGUGGCUUCCAGAUUCGCCGUCAAGUGUGUCAAGUUCAUUGAACAAUGGAACAAGAAGAACACCGAGGCAGAAAACAUGGACUACAAGAUCCUACGUUUCAACUACGUCAACGGUGUCAAGGAAUUCACCGUUCCUAACGAAGACGCAUCUGCCGCCGUCAUCUGUGUCAACGGAUCCAAGAUCUCCUUCAAGCCAAUCGCAGAGAUCUGGGAAAAGGAAACAGAUGUCAAGCUAAGAAAGGGUCACGACAUCCACUGGGAAGAAUAUAACGAAAUCGGAGACAUUCUUUCCGGUAGAUCUAUGCUAAGAAGAAAGUUGCAAGAAGAAAGCGAACAAGGGUCCUCAACUGGCAAUAGCACUCCGCUACCAGCCUCCGCUUAA
Messenger RNA from Kluyveromyces marxianus DMKU3-1042, 2937 nucleotides. RefSeq names its product 6-phosphofructokinase subunit alpha (gene PFK1). The record is from RefSeq and is a predicted model, not a curated record. Gene Ontology annotation, cellular component: 6-phosphofructokinase complex; cytoplasm; mitochondrion. Gene Ontology annotation, molecular function: identical protein binding; monosaccharide binding; 6-phosphofructokinase activity. The coding region runs from base 1 to 2937 and encodes 978 amino acids. Gene Ontology annotation, biological process: fructose 1,6-bisphosphate metabolic process; canonical glycolysis; fructose 6-phosphate metabolic process. The transcript has a single exon. Lineage: Eukaryota; Fungi; Ascomycota; Saccharomycetes; Saccharomycetales; Saccharomycetaceae.